Schistosoma mattheei is the source of this 1032-nucleotide messenger RNA. The record is from the annotation of a GenBank genome assembly. Lineage: Eukaryota; Metazoa; Platyhelminthes; Trematoda; Strigeidida; Schistosomatidae.
AUGACACGAGAAACGGAUUCAACUGUAACUCCAGUUAAUCGUCUAAUAGAAAAUUCCACUGAAUUUUAUAAAUUUGAAGAAGCUGUUUCUAUUUAUCAAGAAGGAUUGCAUUUCACUACAUCUGAGAAACUUGUUUCAACCACUCCUGAAUCUGAAUUUGCUUCUAUACUUCAUGAAGAUUGGAAUUUUACAAUGUCGUCUAUCAAUCCAAUUUUAACUAAUUCUAUGCAUGAAAUAAAUGAUACCGAAAGUGAUGCAUCAACAUUUCAACUUGAAGAUCAAAAGACAGAAGUACCUGAAACAGAAAAUAACGAUAUAGUGGAUUUGUUAGAUAGUUUAUUAAAUAAACUUAAAGUACCUUCGGAUAAUUGGUUAAAUUAUCAUUACAUAAUGGCAAUGCAAAGUCCUGAUGGAAGUAUUUAUAUACCAAAAAAUCAUACACAAAGUACUAGAAAACAUUUGAUUACAUUAUUAGGAUUUGCUCAAGAAAUUGCAUCUAAUAAAAAUGGUAUUACAUAUAUCAACAACAAGAAUAACAACAACAAUGAAGAGAAGUUACUAAUCACCACACAAUCGAUAAAUGAUGAUACUUUAAUUCUUCUUGAAAAUAAUAUAUCAAUCAUUGGAGAGAAUCAAUCUAAUAUUGAUUAUGAAAAGAAUAAAACUGAUAAUGAUCGAGAAUUCUCAGAAAUUGAUGAUGAAACAAGAACAUUUACUGAAGUAUCUGAUCUUUUUUCUUCUUCAAAUAUUACUGAAAGAGAAGAAGGAAGAUUAAUGGAUUAUGAAUUACAUAACUUCAAUGAGUCAAAUGAUCUACAUGAAAUUUUGGAACAUAUAACCUCUGAUGAUAUGGAUCAUAGAAUAUCUGAACAAAAUAAUCAGUCUUCUACAUUGGUUACUGACGAAAGAUUGUUGAAUAUAACUAAUGAAUUACAAUUAAACAGUAAACAAGAGAAUAUCACAACUGAUUCAAUGGAUAAUGUUGAACAACAACGUACAAAACUAAAAGCUAAUCAAUCAAUGAAAGUUUAG